This is a messenger RNA of Caenorhabditis angaria, 686 nucleotides long. NCBI's taxonomy places the organism in Eukaryota, Metazoa, Nematoda, Chromadorea, Rhabditida, Rhabditidae. The record is from the annotation of a GenBank genome assembly.
AUGAAACUGCAUCUCUAUACUUCAUUUUUUCUACUUCUCGCCCUUAUUCCUUCUUUUCUAGCUUGCAAUUAUUUUACAGCCCUUGGGUGUGGAUUGGUAAGUUAAGUACAAAACAACAAGAUUGAUAGCAAUAAGCCUAACGUUGCAGAAAUACAGUUCUGCCUUGGACACUAAAAAGUUGAAUGGCACCAUACUUCAACGUAUUGAAAGUCGUCAGAAAAUCUGUGAUGCUAUGGAUGAAUGUGCCGAGGUGCUUGUAGAGUGUAAAAAAGAGAUGAACGAGACUGGGAAGGUGCCAAAAAACUUGGAUCGCUCAUUAGAAGUGUUUUCUGUUGGUUGUCCAAUUUUGCGUCGGAUCUAUAAAGACGAUUUUGUUGAUUGUGCUUUCAUUUUGGAACGAAAUGAGGAGAAAAGUGAAUGUGAAUAUAAACUGAAACCGGAAUCAGAUGACGGUUCGAAUCAAGCUAAAUUUGAAGCUAUUUUUAAUCAGUGUGUUGAUGGAAUCGUGAAAACUGAAUGCACUUCGGAUCAAUGGAGAAUCUAUAAAGUUGUGGGUUUUUCACAACACAUAAGUUUUCAAUUUUAACUAGUUUUUUCAGUAUCGCGAAACUUUCAUUGAAUUUCUUGCAAAAUAUGGUGAAUUGAAUGCCGAAGACAGACUUCUGAAGGAUAUUUCAUUUCAAUAA